GAAACACUGAAUACAGAGCAGUAAUUUCUGACAAAGAACAGCCCACCAACCAGGUCUUCUCAUUUGAGGGAACUAGUGAGUUAGGUCACGUGAUUGGUAGUGGGGUGAGUUCAGUUGAGAGUCAGUAUGACAACAAAAGCAGAGAGGGAUCAGAGGGGGCUGAAUGGAUAGAGCAACCCAGUGUUCAUUCCCCAUUUGUUCUGGUGGACUGCUCCACUGUCAGUCAGACCGCAGUCAGUCCAGGAGAAGCUGCUGAGACUCAGAUCCAGGCUGACCAGUCACUAUCCCCAAGCCUUGUUGAGUGGGACAAUCUUGUUUCCAAGAAGCAUGGUCUCUCGUUUACAAUGGUCCAAAAUGAAGAUGGGCCUGCUGCUGAAAACCAAGGUGGUCCUGACAGUGAGACCAUUGGAAAUGUGGUGGGUAAAACAACAGAAACCAUGUCUUUAAGCUCCAGCUCUGGGGGGGAAAGAGACACACUAAAGUAUAGCCCUGACAGCCUUCACGCAGGUAGUCGCGAUGAACUCAGGUCCAAUUCUGACGGAGAUUCUUCAUCAGGUCUAGAAAUGGAUUACAUCAUUGUGUCAGGCACUGUAAAAGAAGCUGAGAGAGAGUGGCACGAUAGGCCUAAAAGGGUCGACAGGCAAUCAAAAGGUACAAGAAAGUCUAUGGAGACAUUUAGCAUGCUUUCCUAUGCUGCAACGGUACUGCAAACCCAGGCCCAAGCUGCAAAGAGGGAACACCAGGAGGAACAAAGAAGACCAAAUCAAGAGAUCAGAGGUACUGACAGUAUACUUGGCAAAGUUACAGAGCAAAGUCAAGCUCAUUACCAAGCAAGUCCUGAUAAUGCCACUGAGCAUCACAUGGUGCCAGAAAUACUCAGUCCCAGUCAAUCAGAUUCCAGACCAACAGAUUACAGUCAAACACAGGUAGAAGAAGGAAACUAUGAGGAUAAAUCAAGCACUGUGGCCAGAAGUGUGUCUCCAUCAUUACGAUAUCCAUCAGAUCACUUUCUGAAAACCAGAGAGGAAGUGUAUGUCCAUUCACAGAUCUCAAUGGAAGAUUCAGAUGAGGGUGGGCAGUCACCUUCUGCACCUCCACCGUGCCCUACUUCUUUGAGCGACUUUCAAGUUUGGGGGGGUCAGUUAGCGAGACAGGAUGCACCUCAAACCACAUCUGAACCACAAUCACCUGUACUCACCAACAGUUCGGUCUCCCACACCAGCUCUUUAGUUGGCACCCCAUUAAGUGAAUCUGGUAUUCCCACUGACAGAGGACUUGGAUUACCAUUUUCUGGAGAUUUGAUGGAAGAGGAGAAUGAUGAGGAAGAGCAUGAGGAGGGGAUUGAUUUAGAGAGCACUAACCUGCCUAAAUGGGCUUUGGAAGUACAGCGUGGGAGGGAAGAAAGACAACAGGCAGGAACUUCUGAUCUGCUGAGUUUCACUGAGGAGCUGAUUGGAGGGUCUUCAUUUCAACAAUCAGAUUCACAAACACUUGAGCCAAAGAGAGACACAUUCCUACAUAAUACAAUGGAUUACUAUAAUGGACAGCCUCUAAGGACUGGUGAUCAUGAUAGAUGGUCAACUGAGCAACACAUUGGAGACCAUAAGUCUUCUCAAGAAAGUUAUUCACCUGUUUUAAGAAGACACCAAGAUGUUACAUCACAGUUUUCCUCCCAGCCAACCAGCGAGAACGCUGCAUACCAGUGGACAGGAAGUGAGAAUCUAACUCAGGAUCAAACCCAACAUGGCUACAACUACCACCACAUUGACCAAAGAACUGAACACCAGAGCGCCCACGCAGCCUGUGUAGCUACUAAACCCAACAGCCAGCAAAACACCACAGAUGUCUAUGCUGAGUUUACAAGUGAUACCACCGCUCUACAGUACGGAUCUGAGCAGGCUGAGAGCUAUUAUGAUGCUGGAGGCAAUGCUGAGUACAGAUUGGAUGAUCAAAGUCCCAGGUUCACGUAUAUAGCUGAACGCCAGUAUGGAGAUGACUCCAACUCUGAACUUCAGUGCUCUCAGUAUCACACUGAUGACCAGGGGCAGUAUGAAUCAGACCACGGCCAUUACCAGUAUGACGGACAGCAAUUUUACCAAUCACAUGUCCAGCCUGAGAGAGAAGAUCAUGCACGGUAUGUGCCGGAGGGAUACGUCCACUUCCUUUCCUCAAGACACUCCCAACAGGGAGACGGUGCAGCAGGGAUGAUGAUGAAGACGGCCUCCAGUGAGGAGGCUGCUGAGGAGAUGGAUAACAGAGAAGAUCCGCCCUCCUCUGCAGAUCUGUCAGGCGGGUCCAAUCAAAGGAGAAAGCUGACAGCUCCACCCAUGAAUGUCUCACUGGACCGCAGUGAAGGGUCUCUUCUCUCAGAAGAUGCCCUGGACACAGAAGAUGAGGCCUUGGAUACUGGUGAUGAUCUUGAUGUCAACAUAGACGAGCUGGACACACCUGACGAGGCCGACUCACUGGAGUUCAACCGACACGGAGAAGAGUCUCACCUGGGUGCAGCAGCAGCAUCAAGUGAAUCUAUCGCAGGACACAGAGCAGCUGAGGAGAGCCGAGAAAACAGGCUGUGGAGGAGUGUGGUGAUCGGAGAGCAGGAGCAUCGCAUUGAUAUGAAGUGCAUUGAGCCGUACAAAAGAGUUGUUUCCCACGGAGGUUAUUACGCUGAACAGAAUGCCAUCAUCGUGUUUGCAGCAUGCUUUCUACCUGACAGUGACUGUGACAACUACAAUUAUGUAAUGGAAAAUCUUUUUCUGUAUGUAAUCAGUACCUUGGAGCUAAUGGUGGCAGAAGAUUACAUGAUUGUUUACUUGAAUGGCGCCACACCACGCCGGAGGAUGCCCGGCUUCACCUGGAUGAAAAAGUGCUACCAAAUGAUAGAUAGAAGACUGAAGAAAAACCUUAAGAUGUUCUUCAUUGUCCAUCCUUCCUGGUUCAUACGGACUUUGCUGGGAAUCACCAGACCUUUCAUAAGCUCCAAGUUUAGCAGUAAGAUCAAGUAUGUGAACAGUCUGCAGGAGCUUGGAGAAAUCAUCCCAAUGGAGUACGUCCACAUUCCACCCAGCAUUGUAAAGUAUGACGAGGAGAGGGGUUUACACAAAUUUGCAUGCAUGAGACUGGAUACAGAACUGCAAGACGCAGCAGCUAAAGCCGACAGGAAGGGGAGCUCCUUUGUCUGACAGUUUCAAGAUACCUGGCUGCUACCUACCUUCUCCCUGCAUUAUGCUGUGCUCUACCACAGCAUAUCUGAAUAUAAGCCAGCCUGCAGCAUGAUGUGUACGGCACGUAGUUGUUACACCAACAACUAGCAACGGGUUAGAAAGGAAGAUGCUGUGGUACAAAACAUCAGGCAGUUGCUUGUUCAUUGAGGAAAAUACUAACCUGAGGGUGCUGAACAUAAUACUGUAUUUACAGUGCAGAGACUGUCACUGUGCCGAAGGGAAGAUGCUUUAUCCUGUAUUACUGUACCUUACACAGCACUUGAUUGUGUCCCCCAUACUGUAGCGAUUGUUUUCUUUGACUUAAUCUUUAAUUUGAACAAUACUUUGAUUCCCAUGUGAUUCACUGUGGAGGAAUUACUAACCGGCUUUGUCACAUUCAUGUAUUAAUCUGUCCUGUCAGCUGUACCUUUUGUAGCCCAUCUUCAUAAUGAAAAGUAGGGAUUCUCUGAAGCUGUGGCGAGGCUGAUGACACUUACAGCUAAUAACCAAACACAUGCAAACAUAAAUUGUAUUACAGCCCAUCUGCUCGCACAUAAACAUUUGUGUUGCCUUGGUAAUUGGGAUGUGACUGUAAUGUAGCUCUGUCAAUAGUCUGUAAUGUUAAGGGACACUCUAUUUAGACUGUAAUUUUAGGUAGUCAACAGUUUACAAUAAUAUGAUUCACACAUGACAAAAUCUUUGUACUGCACCUGUGUGUUCAGUUUUAAUGGCAUGAAACAGAAUGGCUGAGCCGAGGUUUUUGAAUAGUUACCGAUGGCGGAGGUGGCUCCUGUCACAGUGGGUUUUUACAUGAUGUCACCAUCUCACUCAGCACCUCAUACAAUCUUUAAAAGGCUUUCAUCUAAUAAUACUGUGUCACUGUGAAAAAAACUUGCAACAUCAUAGCAUAAAGGUAGCAAAACAGCAGUUAUCUACAAUGACCCUGAGAGCUCAGCAC
Messenger RNA from Epinephelus moara (kelp grouper), 4161 nucleotides. Its product is annotated as protein prune homolog 2-like. Gene Ontology annotation, biological process: apoptotic process. Lineage: Eukaryota; Metazoa; Chordata; Actinopteri; Perciformes; Serranidae. The record is from RefSeq and is a predicted model, not a curated record. The transcript is spliced from 12 exons. The coding region runs from base 345 to 3182 and encodes 945 amino acids. Gene Ontology annotation, cellular component: cytoplasm.